AUGUCCUAUGACCACUAUGUGGCCAUCUGCAAGCCGUUGCACUAUACAAGCAUCAUGUCUCGUCAAGUAUGUCAUCUGUUAAUGGGAGUGUCAUGGGUAGCAGGCUUUCCUCAUGGAGUCAUACAGAUCAUCUUCAUAUUCAGAUUACCUUUCUGUGGCCCUAAUAUCAUAGAUCACUUUAUGUGUGACAAGAAUCCUUUGCUCAAUCUUGCCUGUACUAAUACUCUAGGGCUCUUUGUUGCUGUCAACAGUGGUUUCCUCUGUCUGUUAAACUUCCUUCUCUUGAUUGGCUCCUACGUGGUCAUUCUGCACUCCUUAAGGUCCCAGAGCUUGGAGGCAAGGCAAAAAGCUCUCUCCAUCUGUGUCUCCCAUACAACAGUGGUGGUCCUAUUUUUUGUGCCCUGCAUAUUUGUAUACUUGAGACCAGCAACUGCUUUACUUAUUGAUAAAGCAGCAGCUGUAUUCUACACUAUGGUAACUCCCAUGUUAAAUCUUUUAAUCUAUACUUUGAGAAGUACUCAGAUGAAAAAUACUAUUAGGAAACUGUGUAGUAGGAAAGUUAUUUCAGAUGAAUCAUAA
Molecule: messenger RNA, 579 nt
Organism: Dama dama (fallow deer)
Lineage: Eukaryota; Metazoa; Chordata; Mammalia; Artiodactyla; Cervidae
Product: olfactory receptor 4C46-like
Exons: 1
Coding region: 1-579 (192 amino acids)
Biological process (GO): G protein-coupled receptor signaling pathway
Cellular component (GO): membrane
Molecular function (GO): olfactory receptor activity
Source: RefSeq, a predicted model, not a curated record